AAUUGCCGCGACCGCCAGGGGUCAUUAGUUGUACAAAUCCGCAAAUCAGGGGAAAAGCCUGCAUAUACCCAGUGCCACGCUAAAGUAAAAUGUCUGAGGAAGAAGACUAUAUGUCUGACGCUUUUUUACAGAAAAUACCAGAUACAAGACCAGGUUUACUGUCCAAAGACACUGCCAGAAAGCAUGCACAACACAGGAAAGAAAAAGUUGCGAAUGAGAAAAACAAGAAAAAACCACAGGCUGUACUUGAGAAGGAAAAGAGGGAGGAAGGAUUAAGGGCCAGUAUAUCCAGUGAAAAUAAAGGGUUCUCAUUGCUGCAGAAGAUGGGAUAUAAACCAGGAAUGGCUAUUGGAAAAUCAGGUGUUGGAAGAACAGAGCCUAUCCCAGUUGAAGUGAAAACUGGUAGAGGGGGACUUGGGCGUGAGACCGAACAGAAGAGAAAGAAAGAUGAGAGGGUUCAAAUGCACAAAUAUUGGAGUGCAAAGAGACAAAAGAUGGAAGUUGAACAUAAACAAACCUUCAUGAAACGAAAUGAAAAAAUGAGGAAUAGAAAUGUUGAUAAAGACUUGUAUAAAAGUCAGAAAGUUUGCGAACAGCUUGAUUCACAGUUGGGUAUAGCAGAACCACAUGAGCCAUUUUUCUGGCCAGAAGCAUUGUUGCCUAAACAAGCAGAGGGAGAUGAUGACUAUGGGGUUGAGUCAGAUGAGAGACUUGACCGUCUGCAACCAGGUUACAGUGGGUACGUACAGGAUGAUGCCUCUGACGAUGAUGAUACUGAUGAUCUAGCAGAGACUGGUGGAAUGCCAACAGCAACCUAUAGUACUGAAGAAAAAUUAGAUGUGCUGACUAUAUACCUACGAACUAAGCACAAAUACUGUAUUUGGUGUGGUACUAAAUAUAAUGAUAAAGAAGAUCUUAUGAAGCAUUGUCCUGGAAAUUCAGCUGAACUCCAUGAAGAUUUGUGAUACUGUUCAAUUUUGUUAAUUAACAAAUGUUUACUGUUCCAGUUUAUUUACUAAUUUAUAAAUUAGUAUGAAUUAGUUCAUGGAUUACCAUUCCUGUUUACAAAACUGUCUUUUUAGAUUUAUAUCAUCUUGUUUGUUGUUAGCUAAAGCAUCACCAAGAUCAGAUAAGUUUAUAAACAAUUGAAAAUAAAAAAUAAAGUUAACUAAUUUUACUGUGGAAAAAGUAGUCCUGUAUCAUCAGAGCUUGCAGGAAUGAUAUUCAUGCGUUAGUUCAUGCUACCAAAAUUUUUUAGAGUUGAUAUUUUUAGUAGCAAUUGGGGCUGUCCUCAUUAAUUGUCAUAUCAUUUUAUUGGUUAUUCGGUCAUGUCAGUGAUGUAAUGAAACAGCAUUUUGGAAUAAUAAUGAAAUAAAACAGGAACAAGAAGUGAAACAAACAGGAGAGAUAAAUAUCAUUCUAAAGAAAGUUGUAAAAACAUAAACCUAUUUAUAAUUAUUUAAACUUUGUCUGAAUAUUUUAAGAUUUGAUAGUGUGUUUAUAGUAUGUUUAAGAGUCGCGAAAUUAACUUAGAUGGAUCUAUAUGUAACAGUCAUACAUUGUUCUUAAAUUAAAGUCUUUCCCAUAUAUUGUUGUAUAAUCAGUAUUUGCCUUACUCCAUUUACAGCCCUAGUUGCAAUUUUUACAGUUUUAAAAAGUCGAUGAAUAUGUUAAUGUAAAGAUAUACAUUGUG
Molecule: messenger RNA, 1693 nt
Organism: Mercenaria mercenaria
Lineage: Eukaryota; Metazoa; Mollusca; Bivalvia; Venerida; Veneridae
Product: G patch domain-containing protein 11-like
Cellular component (GO): kinetochore
Molecular function (GO): nucleic acid binding
Source: RefSeq, a predicted model, not a curated record